Protopterus annectens (West African lungfish) is the source of this 4870-nucleotide messenger RNA. RefSeq names its product selenoprotein I (gene SELENOI). NCBI's taxonomy places the organism in Eukaryota, Metazoa, Chordata, Ceratodontiformes, Protopteridae. The transcript is spliced from 10 exons. The coding region runs from base 223 to 1383 and encodes 386 amino acids. Gene Ontology annotation, molecular function: ethanolaminephosphotransferase activity. The record is from RefSeq and is a predicted model, not a curated record. Gene Ontology annotation, cellular component: endoplasmic reticulum membrane; Golgi apparatus. Gene Ontology annotation, biological process: phosphatidylethanolamine biosynthetic process.
CUGGGGCUGACGUCAAGUUGUGGAAGGCGGGCAGCAGUCAAUUUGGGAGGUUUUGGUUUGUUGAGUGGUAGGGUGUAUUGGUUUCCUGCUACCGCGUGCAUUGCUGUUGUCUCUUGUAGCUAAGUACUCUGUCAUUAGCUAGCCUGAAGAGUGUGGAUAAAAAACGCUGGGUUUUCUUUACAUGAGCUCAUUCAUUUUGAUUCAUAAGUGUGGAUCGCAGUCAUGGUCUUAUACGAGUAUGUCACAGCAGAACAGCUCGCUGGCUUUGAUAAGUACAAGUACAGUGCCGUCGACACAAAUCCACUCUCAAUAUAUGUUAUGCACCCCUUCUGGAAUUCAGUAGUUAAGAUUUUGCCCACAUGGUUGGCUCCAAACCUCAUCACAUUUUUUGGAUUCAUGCUGCUCGUUUUUAACUUUGUUAUGUUGACUUUCUUUGAUUUUCAUUUCUAUGCCUCAGAAGCUGACAGAGAACAUGUUCCCAACUGUGUGUGGAUUCUAGCAGGUCUCUUCAGUUUUACAGCAUACACCUUAGAUGGUGUUGAUGGGAAGCAAGCUCGUCGGACCAACUCCAGUACUCCAUUGGGAGAAUUGUUUGAUCAUGGCCUGGAUAGCUGGGCCUGCAUAUUUUUUGUAGUAACAGUUUAUUCUAUCUUCGGCCGGGGAGAGACUGGUGUUAGUGUUUUAACACUCUACUUCAUCCUAUGGGUGGUACUUUUUUCAUUCAUCCUUUCCCACUGGGAAAAGUACAAUACAGGGAUUCUCUUCCUCCCUUGGGGAUAUGACAUUAGCCAAGUGACAAUUUCUCUUGUGUACAUAGUGACAGCCAUUGUUGGUGUGGAAGCUUGGCACGUACCAAUUCUCUUCAGCUUCAUGUACAGAGACCUCUUUACCAUAAUGAUUCUUGGUUUUGCAUUCACUGCAACUCUUCCAAUGAGUUUAUAUAAUGUAUUUAAGGCAUACAAGAGUAGUACCCUAAAACACAGCUCGUUUUAUGAGUCAGUACUUCCGUUUGUUUCCCCUACAUUGCUGUUCAUUUUGUCAACACUCUGGGUCUUCCUGUCACCAUCUGAAAUUCUUGAUCACCAGCCCAGGGUAUUCUACUUUAUGGUUGGCACAGCAUUUGCCAACAUUACAUGCAAACUUAUCGUCUGUCAAAUGAGCAACACUCGCUGUGAAGCCUUGAACUGGUUGUUGUUUCCUUUGCUUGUUGCUUUGAUUGCGGUAGUUUCUGGAUUAACAAAAUUAAGUGAGACUGUUCUACUUUUUGUCUUAACUGCAAUUGUUGCAGUGGCUCAUAUUCAUUAUGGAGUAUCAGUGGUAAGCCAGUUGAGUAAGCACUUUCACAUCUAUACUUUCUCUCUGAAGAAACCAAGUACAGAUUGACUAGAGGAGGAGAAAAUCGGCCUGCAGUCAGCACUAGUAGUGUAAAUAUGUAGCACUGGGAAUCCUGUUGACACUUCACCCAUCACCGAAAACUGUACUUGCUUCCCAAGACAUUAUUAAAAUGAAAGGUCCUAGUGCCACCGAUUGUAUUAAACUGGGACAAUUUGUGAAGCCUGGAAUCCCAGUGGCAAAACUGGAAGUGGGUAUAUUUAAUUUUUUUGUAAACAGCCAAGCUGAUGCGUGGUUUGGUCACUUUAUUUUGAGGAUGGCAGAAACCAGAUAGAAUCCUAUCCAUUUGAAUGUCCUUUUAUUUGGUUUUAAAUUAUGGAAAAAAACAAUAUUUGUACUACUUGAGUCAGGUUUGGAUGUGCAAGUAAAAUUUGUAUAGCAAAUAAGACUGUCCAUCCACAGUGAAAUUUUGAAUGUUUAGAAUGUAAGCACUGAACAAGGAUUAAUCCCACUUAGCAUUCACAGACUUCAUUUAAUUGAACAUGGAUGUAACACUUGGUUGUGACUCUGUAAACGAUCUGCUGUGCCAUCUGUAGACCAAGUUCAGAAAGAAUGAAUGCUUGCUUAAGUGCUGAUGGGUAUGCAGUUGUGGAUUCUUCUAACAGCUGUCUAAGAAUAGCUAUCCUUCACAGGUAUCCCAUUUCUAACAUCUGGGUUUGAGGUGUGCGAGCAACAAAAGGACUUUGGAACCUUCAGAACUGCAUUACUUUGAAACAGCUACGAAACCUUGGUAAAAAAUCGAUGCUAAAUAUUGGUGUAUGUGAACUGUUGCCACCAUAGUUUGAAAUCAAUUGCUGCAUACUGAUGGUCUUACCUUAGAUAACAGUAAUCUGGAAUUAUGAAUGACUUAAUUUUCUAUAUGCUGCUAAAGAACUUUUCAGUUUUAAAACUUAAGGGUGUUACUUGGGUUGUGACCCUGACUAACCCAUUUGUGUUUUUUAUGGAAUUCUUAGAUUUUAUUGCAAUGGUUAUGAAGAUUGUGCAUCUGUCCACUCAAGUCAUACAUAAUCUGCUGUUCCGUUUGUGAACUAUAGCAGUCUUCUGUCCUAAGUGGCAAUGAAAAGACACAAAGAAUCUUACAAGGGACCUUCUGAAAAAGGUUCACAUUUGGACUCAUUCCUGGCAUUCUUGUAUGGCUGUACAGCACUCAUCGGGUCCCACAAUCAGAGGAGUAUGCUUCCUUUGCCUAAUUUUUAUUAUCCCUUCAUCUGAAUUGAUUGGUCCCGCCCCCCCAGACACACACACUCUUCUUUGCUACCAGUCCUUCUUUGCAGACAUCAAAGAGCAGAUCUCUAAAACUCCUGAUCACUGUGCUGCACUCAAAUCUAGUGUUUUGGAGAUUACUUCUGUUUAGUUGAUGGGACACUUGCUGAUUUUAGUUGAGGCUUCCACAUUUUCUCAAAAUGUCAACUGUCUAAAUUUUGAGAGUAUGAUCAGUGCAUGGUAACAAAUGACUGAUUAGAGGUGGUCAUUCCAAUUCUGAGAACAGGACCUGUCCACUAAUCUUUUGUCUGGGUACCCUUGUUCCAUUUUUCAGGCCUCCACCUAUUCCUCAUUUAGAUGAUCGUAGGCCUCCUCCUGACACUUGGAAGAAAAACAUUUGCUUCCCAUUUCAGAAUCUUAGAGUGUUUCAUAAUCCAACAGACCUGUCAAGAGCCUUUUUUAUCCAAAAUGGAUAGACCUCAAGAGACUUUCUCCUGCACGAGCCUUUUUAUCCAAAAUGGUUAAACCUAGAGAGACUUUCUCCUGCAGUAAUUUACCCACUGUAUAUCUGUUUUUGGGGAGGCUUUGAAGACGAAGUGAACUGUAGUAUCUUUUUUUAUUCAUGCUUACCUUUCUCCAAUGAAAUUUUAUGAUUUUCAUUUAGAGCAGGUAGAUGUUCGGCUUGGAGAUUCCCCCCUCUUUGAUAACCAUAAAUAUUCUUACAGGUUUUUAUCUGUAAAUGCCCUAUAUACACAGAUAGUCUCCUCUUCAAUAUCUACAUGAAACACUGUACAAGUUCAGAUAUUUUAAUAUUGCAUAAUUUAAAUUUUCCCAUCCGUGGUAUAGUUCCACUGUACAUUUUCAAACUUACCGAUGUCUGUUUUUUUUUUUUUAUAAGGUUUCCAUAUUAUUCCAUACUCUAGUCUGGGUGUGAAGUAACUUGGGCCCUGGAGGGUCACCUUCCCAAAUUUGUAGUAAUACUAUUCUAUAUGACUAGACAAGGAGGAACUCGCUGUUCCUCCUUUUGCUGGGAAGUAGUCUGUGUUGGGGAGUGGAUCAAUCUACAGCUGAACUUUCUGAUGGCAAUUUACAUUCUAGAGUCUGAGGAAGUCAGAUAUUCUCAAAGAUGUACUGACAACUCACAGUGCAAGUUAUCAUCUUAUAAAAAAGUAAUGUACUUGUGAUUUUCUGUCAUGGGUGACCACGUUUGAUCUACUCACCAUAAAAAAACAGUGUUGCGCCCUUUAACAGGGCAUAGAGAAAUGGCUCUUGCCACAUUAUACUGGAAUUUGUUAGCAUAGUUAGCAUAUGCAUUCCCCACUUUCUGCCAUUUCCUUGCCUGCUAGUGGAUGACUUAGAUGAAUACAUCCAGGCGUGUUCGGAUUGCCUGUUGAUACUCUUGGAGCUUGGUUCCCUGACUUUAACACAUUUUUCAGUAUGCAGUCCUUUUGCAAGCUGAAGGAGCUUCUUUACCUCUGAACAAAUCAUCUUUGUCAUAUGACCUGGUUGCGCUACUUACAUUACUUAUUGCACUGAGCAUCUCACAUGCUUUGUUGGAAGUGACAGUGUCAGAAAGCUGACGGAAAGCUCUCUGCUGGGACUACUUAACAUAAAUUGAAAAAGAUCAUCUGUCUUGGCCACAACACUCAUUUAGACAUCUGUUUGAUUUAGAUUUCAAUUAUGCUGCCAUUAAGAUCCAUAAACUCUGUUCUUGCUCCCUUAUGUAACCUGACUUAUAGCAGAACCUUGGCUUAUUGCAGGCUGAUUAAGCAGUUACUAAAGGUGAUUCUUCAUUUUAAUCCUCCCUUCUGCUGAAAUUCUUCUGGUCCAGUAAAUCUCAUGUUAGUCAAGACAGCUUGUAUUUCUUGGUUUCUUUCUUGCUUAGUUGUAAACUUUGGACUCCUUUGUUUAAGGAACUUGUUCUUAGGACCAGCCCAUGAUUUUCCUCAUAAUUAUUUUUCAAAUUUGGCCCUUAAUCAGUUUGUUCAGUUCCCUUGAGGUACAGAAUAUGCAGUAAUGCAGUUUCCGUAUCCUGUGUUUACUGUCAGAUACAAUUUUGUCAUAAAGGGUCUGUGUGCCUAGAAGCAAGUAAAUCUUUAAGUGGUUAGUGCACGUUUUCUUCUGACGUCAACAUCAGCUGGUCAGUGAACCUUAUUGUUCAUUCCUGAUACUGCAUGUCUCAGAAAUGUGACUGUGGUUGCAUCUCUCUCAACUGUCCAGAUUUUUACAAAAUGUUGUGAUGUUUCCCUAAUAUUUUUUUUUUUUUUGUUCCUCA